Schistosoma margrebowiei is the source of this 11440-nucleotide messenger RNA. Lineage: Eukaryota; Metazoa; Platyhelminthes; Trematoda; Strigeidida; Schistosomatidae. The record is from the annotation of a GenBank genome assembly.
AUAUUCUGAAGGUCGUAAAGCGGGGCAAUUCGAACAUCUGUAGAAUGUUGUGGUUUUCAGCCUAACUAUACUAUAUCAAUUGAAAACCAUACUAUGUUAGCUGUCAACCUCCUCAUCAGAUUUCCAAACUCAGGAAAUUGUUAUUCUCUGAAGUUCACUAAAGAUAUCACCGUUUACGAUCUCUGUCAUGAAGUUCAAUCGAAAAUUAGAGAGGCAGCCUGUCUAAAUCCAUCGGAGUAUGGUAUUUUUGUGCCAGAUCCAGACCCCAAGCACUCGUUUUGGUUGGAUAAUUCAAGAAUGCUUUCAUAUUACCAUUUCUGUGAUAAUUUUGAGGUUCAAUAUCGUUCCAAGCUUCGUCUUCUUGUUAUACAGACGAUGGAUGAGACAAGGAAAACAUUACAGGUGGACGAUAGCAAGACUGUUUCUGAACUUAUGUUUACAAUUUGUGCAAAAAUAGGUAUCACUAACUAUGAAGAGUACUCAUUAAUAAGACCAUCCGAUGACGAUGAAAAGAUGCGCACGCUAACACUGAGGAAAAGUAGAGGCAGCAUCAGAAACUUGGAGAAAUUAGAGAAGAUGAAACAAAAAUUGCAUACAGACGAUGAGUUUAAUUGGUUAGCACCUGGCAAAACGCUUCGUCAACAUGGAGUUGAUGAGUCGGAAAUUCUGCUUCUCCGAAGGAAGUAUUUCUACUCCGACCAGAAUAUAGAUACUCGGGAUCCUGUUCAACUAAACCUUCUUUAUGUUCAACUUAAGGAAGCCAUAUUGAAUGGUACACACCCAAUAUCACAAGAUCAAGCUAUCAAUUUAGCUGCUUUACAAUGUCAAGUUGAAUAUGGCCCAAUGGUACCAGAGAAAAUUAAACGAAAUCCCAUAGACCUAAAAGAUCGGUUGCCCAAAGAAUAUAUUAAAUCCAAGGGAAUUGAGAAAAGAAUAUUGGAACAAUACCAAAAGUUGGGCAACUAUGAUGAAAAAGAAGCCAAAUUACGCUAUGUCCAAUUGUGUAGAUCUUUACCAACCUAUGGAAUAACAUUCUUUCUUAUAAAAGAAAAACUGAAAGGUCGUAAUAAACUAGUACCACGAUUGUUUGGAGUAAGUAAAGAAAGUGUCAUGCGUGUAGAUGAAAAAACCAAAGAAAUUAUAGAAACGUGGUCAUUAACCCGUAUACGUCGAUGGGCUGCUACUGCGAAUCUUUUCACUCUGGAUUUCGGUCAGUAUAGUCCAGAUGGGAAUUAUAUUAUGCAAACAACUGAAGGCGAACAAAUUGCACAGCUUAUAUCUGGUUAUGUGGAUAUUAUUUUACGUAGACAACGUAGUCGUGAUAGUGGUCAAACAGAAGGUGAUGAAGAGAAUACAAUCAUUGAAGAGAAUAUUGCUCCAUCAAAGGCUAAUGUAAUCGCCAAUAUGAGUGCGACACUACCUCGUGGACAUCGUGCUCAAGAGGCGAAUUUAUCUCAUAGUGGUUUAUUACGUACUGCAAGUCAAAGGGAAGACUUUAAUGAAGGUCAUUUGGCUAUUGAAAGUCAUACUAUAUCACGUCACAAUUUAAGUGGCAAUAAUAAUAUUGGCUCUGGACUUAUUGUCAAUUCUAACGGAGAUGUAACACCUAGCGGAAAACGUGGAUUCCAAAUGAUUGAUCUUGGACAACCGAAACGUGCUUUACUCUCUCGUAUAGACUAUGGUGUACGUACAAUUCAAGGAGCAUGUGAAGAUAUUGAUAAACCUAUCUAUGAAGAUGAAGAAGCAUUAUACGGUGAUGAUAUAAAUACAAAACGUUGGCGUUCAGAAACGUUACAACAAGCUCGUGCUGGUGUACUCAGUCAUUUAGGUGCAAUGACAAUGGCUACGGGUCGCCUAAUCUCUGGUAUCGAAAUAUCAAACAAUCGGGGACGUAAUGGCGAUAUGAAUAAUCAUGCUGAAAUAGAUUAUGCUAGUAUGGAUGCUUCUAUGACAUCAAUUGGAAUGAAUGUAAAAGGUCUUAUGCAUUGUGUACGUUUAUAUGAUCAGCUUGAUACUGUUAAUAACAAUAAUGGAUCAGUUGUAGAUAAAACAAGUUUAAAGCAAGCUGCACAAGCUUUAUCUGAUGCAUUUCUCGACUUAAUGCGUACUACUUUUUCAUCUGUAUCAAUGGAUAAUUCAUCAGAUAAAGCUUCUACAUUAACACGUUCAACAAGUUCAUUAUUUGAUUCCAAGAGUAGUACUGAUCGUGCAGCUCUACUAGAAGCUGCUAGUCGCGUGGGUGAUGCAAGUCGUCAACUGUUGCAAUUAAUUUCACCGCCAACAAUACCUGAGUUUUGUGCAUCAACAAAUGAAAAUGAUACUGUAUAUAAAGAGAAUAAUCAUGUUAAUUGUGCAUCAAUAGUUGAUUGGGAAGCUAGAGAUCGUUUACUUACAUUAACUAAGAGUGUUGCUAAUGCAAUGACGGGAUUAGUGAAAAAGGCUAAAACGGGUGCAUUAGUUCUUGAUGAAGAAGUAAAUCAAUACUUAGUAGAGAACAAAUCAAAUCCAAAUGAUAUUGAAGUACAAAUAUUACGUAAUGCUCAAUCGAAUUUAGUGCAGUCAGCAACACGAGCUGGUAAAACUGCAAGCCAAUUAGUUACUUGCGCUAAAGUAGUUGCGUGUACAAUGGAACAACCGGAGUCACAACAACAAUUAAUGCAUACCAUAAAAGAGGUUGCAUUAGCUGCAGACUCUGUACCAUUACCAGCUAGAGCUUUAUUAGAUUCAUCAUCAUCUGGCGCAGCUGCCACAUUCUUAACAAAUGAUCAUGAAAUGUUUAAUGUACAUUGUAAACUAGUUAAUGAUUUAGAAGAAGGUGUUUACUCUGUACAUAAUGAAUUAGACAAUUUACUUGAUUGUCUAAUAGGAACUUCGAUACAAGCUCACCAGGAUCCUGUAAUUAUGAAUUUGCUUUCGGUUAGUCAUCAAUUACCUGGUAGUGUUGGCGAUGGUCUUCUACUUGUACGUAAAGCUAAUGCAUUAGCCUCUGCAGUAGAAUGUUUAGUGGCAGAUUUACGCUCGGAAGCAAUGAAACAGGAUUCAACGUUGGGAAUACCAUCCAAUGAAAUAGCUAAACGUGCUGACAUAUUAGAGAAAGAAAUUUAUCAUUUGUUAUCAGUUGCCCAGGAAUGUACCGAUGGUAAUGCUCAAUCAUUGGAGCAUCAACAAAGUGUAAUUAUAGCAGCUGAAAAUUUAGUGAAUACAGCUCAUGCAACAGCUGCACCAAUUAUUCGAUCACGUCUUACAAAAGGAUUAGAGUUUGCUACUCGACUUACAGCAGAUAAUGUUGGUCCAUUAGCUACAGUCGGUGGAGAAGUUGUACGUAUUUGUCAAAAUGAUACAUAUCAGUUGGCUUCCGAUUUAGAACAAUUGCAAAAACGUGUAAUGCCUCAAGUGAAUUUAUCUUGUAACAUUGCUCGUGUUCAACCGUAUGAUGUAAAAAAUCAAGCUAAUUUACUUGCUGCAUCACAAAAUUUAAUGAAGUGCUUAGAAGAUUUAUUACGAUCAGCUGAUGCAGUUGCACCAACCAUUCAAGAUUCUGGUGUCCAAUCUGCAUUAACUGAUGUGACACGAAAUACUCAAGCUUGUUUAACUGAUCUUCGUUUAUGUUUUGCUAAUUCUGAAUCUGUACUUGGCAAUGAACCUCCUGAAUUAUCAGAAAAUUUAUAUCAUUUAAUGAAUGGAAAAAAGACAUCACAGUCGAAUGGAUUAAGUGAAUCAGAUUAUCAUAUUGGUGAUGUGGAGGCGAGCGAAUUAGCUAAAAUAUCAACAGCUAUUGAACAGUUACGAACAGAAUUGUUCGAUCCAUCUUAUCAUUUGUUACCAAAUGAAACACUUGAUUCAAUCUGUGUUUCAUUAUGGUCUGCAAUAACGGAUUAUAAUCAAGUAUUCACUUUACCGGAUGAUAAUAAUUAUAUGAAUUCAAAUAAUCAAUUAGAACAAAUUUGGCAUAAAUUUCCUCCGUUAAUUGAACGUAUCAAGCAUACAUGUUAUAAUUGUGAGGGUAAUAUGAAAAAAAUGAUGCAAUCCAGAUUAAAUAUUGUUCAAGAAUUGUUGUAUCACCUUGGACCCGUACUACGCGGUAUACGUAGUUUAGCUAGAUAUUUUCAUAAUGCGGCUCAGUCAACAACAGUUGAUUCGAAUUUAGCUCGAGUCAUCAAUGUGUCACACGGUGUUGCAUCAAAACGUCAAAGCAGUAUAUCUGUUUGUUCUACCGUGAUAGAACAAAAUAAUACUAAUUCAAGUCUAACAAAUUCAGAACAGCAAACUCAAAUUACUGCAAAUGUUAUGCAUCAGAAUUUAAUGUCAAUAGCUGAAACAUGUCUUGUUGCCUGUGGUCAACUUAUUACAUGGGCACUUAGACACAAUUCACAGACAACUAUUCCCGAUGAUGAACUGCAAGAUGCUGGAGUGACUGCUGAUCAGUUGAAUACAUCAAUUAAUGCUGUAUUAGGUUAUAUUCCUGGUGAAGUGACUGUAAGACGUUUAUUUGCACUACUUCAAGAUGCUUCUAGAAUAGUGGAAAUGUCAGCAAACGAAACCUCAGAAUUAACUAAUAGCCAAAAAUCUGAUUCUAACCAAUUAUCUUCCUAUGAAUUAUCGCCUCCAGCCAUACUUAUGCGUUCAUCAAAUCUACCACUUGUAGAUAUUUAUGAACAAAUGAGUGAAACAGCUAAACAACUUGCUCGUACUUGUUUAAGUGUUAGCUAUGAAGUUUCUGGUAAAAUGAAACCAUCACAAAUUGAAUCAUCAUUUGGUUCACAGAGUAAUCUAAUUUUAUUAGCUUGUAUAGCUGAUCGAUUGACUGGUGCUGUAGCUGACGUAGUACGUGCUGCUGGUUAUCGUAGUGCACAACUUCGUUCUAUUGGUCAUUUAUUAAAUAAUUUUAAUCAAGCCGCUGAACCUGUUGCUUAUGGACUGCAAUAUGCAAUGCGUACCUUAGAGUCAAGUCAGAAUGAUUCUGGUAUACCGUCAGCAAAUUUAACACUUGCUAAGUCAUUAUUGAAAUUAAGAGAUUGGGCUUUAGAAUUAGAUCAAAAAGCUGUGACAUUUAAAGAACAAGCAUUUUCAUCUCGUAUGGACGAUGGUGUUCAACAAAAUGAUGGUGAUGAUGAUGAUAACAGUCAACUAACUAUAAGCAAUUACAAUAAUAAUGAAAAUGAAGCUAAUUUGACUGAAACAUCUAUGCAUAUGCGUAAUCAAUGUGAUGUAUUACUUCAUCGAUUAGACAGCUUGAUACAUCCAAAUGUGUACAAUGAAGAUAAAAGGAAUUCUCUUGAAACAGCAGAUAGGAAUAGCACGUUUUGUCCUAUACUCUUACCAAUCAAUGAUUUGAAUUAUCCUCAAUGUUGUGAUGCAGUAUGCGAUAUUGAUAAGGAAUUUAAUACACAUUUAAAUGAAAUACCAUCAUCUAUAACUGAUAAUAAAGCUGGAUUAUUCAUCCAAUCUGUCAAAGGUUUAGCACAAGUCACCAACCAUUUGGUACAAAUUACUUAUCAAGCUGCUUAUCUCAUUGCUGCAGCACAUCCGGCUUCACGACCAGGUCAUGUGACUCGUUUCAGGUCAUCUGACCAAUUAAAUACGAUACAUGAUCAUGUAGCUGCUAUUCGUAAAAGUGUUAGCGAAAUAUGCCAAUCUCAAAAUGAAGCUUCAUCCAAAGGACUUCCGUCUUUAGAAAUUUUAGCUACUGCUAAUCAUUUAGCACAAAGAGCUACACAAUUAUGUCAAACAACACGACCUUAUUUGUCUGAAAUCAAAAAUCUAUCUGAAAAAAGACGUUUAGCUGAUUCAUUAGAACAUGUUGCACGAUCAGCUGCUUCUGUAUUUAAUAUAAUUAAAACUUCACGUAGCACAAAUCCAACAUCUGGUACGACCGAUAUAAUUCAAAAACUAUGCUCAGCAUCAUCUGUACUAGAAGUUGCUGUUGAUCAAUACAUUGAUUUAUUACUUCGUGAUGCUGCCGGUUCGCCUGCUCAUUUAGCUGAAGAAACUUAUGAGCUUCAAGUACCUGUAUUAAAAUGUGGACAAACUGUUGCCAAAUGUAUCGCAAAUCUAAUCGAUUCUAGUCGUCAAAUAAUUGAUAAUCAUUGUCAGAAUAUACAAACAAAAUUAAAUGAUAAUAAUAAUGCCAAUAAUGAUAGAACUGGUUUAUCUAAUUUUGAAGAUGGUCGACAUAAUUUACAUGAAUCUUGUUUAAAUCUACUUAGUACUUUACGGCAAAAUGUUCCUGGUUUAUCUACAUGUGAUCAAAUACAGAAAACUAUUAAAAAUUUACUCAGUGAUUUAAAUCAUGCUAUUGUAUCAGUUAGCAAUGUUAAUCAAUCAAAACGAACUAAUUCAUAUUCAUCAAAUGCACAAAAUUUAGAGAAUUCAUUAGCUCUUAUUCGUACCAGUAUAGAACAAAUUGAACAUUUGAGUAAAGAAACAAUCGAAAAUUGUCAACUUGGUAAUUGGGAAAUAAUGGCGCAUAACUUGUAUUCAAUUAGUACAUACUUACCAAAUUUCGUUAAAGAAUCUAUUCGUACAUGCGGAAGUUUGAUGCGACUGUCCGAUCAAACAAACUUGAAUAGUCUUACACGUACUGUUCUAGAAGCUAUGCAACAGUUAAUUGACUGUGUAUCUAUCACUCUUAAAGGACGAUCACAAUCAUUGCCAGUGUCCAACUGUCACAAUUCACUGAUCAAUUACAAUAAUCAAUUACAACAAGCUUGUGUUGAAUUAUCUAAACAGAUCGAUACAAUUGCUAUGGAACAAGGUGGAUUGAAUUGGCACAUUGCCUCUAUCACUUCAGCUUGCUCAAAGACUUUUCCUACUGAAAAUUGGAAUAUAUCCUUUAAGCUUGAUGAUACAGUACCCUUAUCAAAUGGAUCACAAAAGAAUGAUUCAAAUGAAAAUGCUGUUUCAUUGCCAGCUAACUUUGUUCAACUGCAUGCGCGUCUAGGUCAUCAAUCACGUGAAUUAUCUGAUCUUAUGGUUAGAGUAACAGAAGUUUAUGCCGCUAAUCAAGGAGAAAAUUGUGCAGAAAUCAUAUCUUCUUUUGUUCAACAAUUUCUUCAAAUGACUGAGACAGUACAGCAAAUGUCUUCUGUAUUGAAAAUGCAUCCACAAAUUGACACGGGACCUACUUUAGCUCAAAAGCUUUGUCAUGCUACUCAAGCUAUUGGUGCAGCUUCUUCCGAAUUUCUCCGUGCUCCAUUACAUACAGAUAGAGUAAAUAAUCUAAACUCUAGAUUGAAUGAUCUUAAAGCUGUACUUCAAUCAUGUACUCGUGGUGCUGAUGCUUGUACAACUGCAAUAACUAAUUUAAAUCGUUUAGUAGCUGAUUUAGAUACAGCUGCAUUGUUUGCACGUGCUGGUACGUUACAAGAAUCAUUUAAGACGCCCAUUUCACCUACUGAUAAAGGUUCUGUUACAUUUAAACAAAGAGCUUUUCAAACUGCUCAAGAAGCAGUAAUGCAAGCGGAAAAAGGCAUUGUUGAAGAUAUGCAAACUCUGAUUAAAACAACAUCAACUGAUCAAGAUGCUUUAGCAGUAUCUGCACAAAAUUGUUUUAUUCGAGCUACAGAAUUAACUGAGUCAGCUAAAAAUGCUGCUUCAUGUACAGCAUCAUUAUUAUCAUCUAAUCCAGAUUUAUCUAUUGAAGGACAAGUACAAUUGUUAACAUCUACACGUGAUGUUAUCUCAGGUUUAGUACGUUUACUUAAUCAUGGUAAAUCUAUUUCUGCAGUAUGUUAUGCUAUUGAAUUUUGGAAUGAUCAAACAGAUGAUACAUUAAAUAGUUUAAUGAAAACUAAGCAAAAAGCUUUAAAUGAUACUGCUGUUCAAGUAAUUGAAACUAUAUCUAGCUUAUCAAAUGCUCUACGUUCUAUUAGUGACAUGUUUAUUGUGGCUAAAUCGCCUACUGUAAAAGAUGAAAAUCCACCAAUUUCACCUAUUCCUCCAGCAGUCCCAUUGAAAAAAGUUAGUCUGAAAUUAUCCGCACAAAAAUUCACAAGUUUGGAUAAAAAAACUGACCAUGCAAAAUCUAACGUUCAUACCAGUCUUGAAUCAAUUAUAACUAUAUUGAGUAAUUUAAAUGAACGAUUAAAUAAAUGGGAUGUUAAGGAUGGAUUAUUACAUACACCAGAUUUUGAUGAUGACAUGGAAUUCGAAAGGGAAACAGCACUAGGUCAAGUGAUCAAUCCAUCUUAUUUAGUGUGUGCUGCUCGAGCUAUCACUCAAGCAGCUACUAAUGCAAAUAAUGCUACUGGAUCAGGUAAAACAUCCGAAAUUGGUUUAGCUGGUGAUAUGAUACGCCGAGCUGCGGAAGAACUAGUAAGACGUCUUCAUUCCGUCCUACAAACUUCAUUGUCAUCUGUCUCCGUAUCAAAAGAUAAUGCUUCUUGGCGCAAAUCGACCAAUCCUUCUAAUACUCAAGAGGUUUUAUCAAAUGGUGUUGUUCGUGAAUUAGGAAGUGGAAAUACAUUAGAUGAUUGUAGUGAAUCAAUAUGCUAUCCUGCUUUAGAGAAAAUAUGUCAACGAGCAAUUCAUGGAAGUGCUAGUACAAUGUCAGAGCUUAAACAAUUAGUGGAACAUAUGAAUAAAGCACUUGAUUCUGGUCCUGGAAGUCCGGAUAGUGUUCAAGUCACUCUGGCUAUGAGACGUUUACGAGAAACAGUUUUUGAAAUUGUUGACUGUUCAAUGUCCUUACCUGGUGCUAACGAAGACGAUAUUGCUGAUUUCAAACCAUCUGUUUCUACUAAACCAAUUCCAAUAUUAAUUGACAAUAAAAUUACAAGUUCUUAUGAAAAUCCUUUUGAUCGGAAAUCAAUUUAUGGCAGUUCAAUAGAUAUUGAAAAGAGUAUUGCUGAAGCAAAUGCAACAGCUGUUGAUAUUGACCAUUCCACAUUAUCAUCAUCUUCAUCAACAUCUGGUGUACAAAAUGCACUUCAAGAUUUAGCUGGAGAAAUUGAACGAAGUGUUGAACGUAUUGGUUUAUUGCAUUCAAAACAUUCAUUUAAGAAUUCAUUAAAUUCACAAAAAUCAAGUCAUUCACAAUUAGAUCAGUCUAAAGAUACGAUGACUUCAACAUCAAAAUGUACAACUAUCACUGUUGUUUCAACGACAAACAAUCAAAUUUCUAACAAUGAUAGUCGUACAACUAUAAAUAAUAGUAAUGAAGAUAUAGAUUUAGAAUCAUCAGAUGGUAUGGAUGCACUUAUAAUAGCUUGUCGAAAUUUAGUUCAUGCUACUUUAAGUUUAAUGUAUUGGGCUGCUGCUGCUCAACGUGAACUUGUUCAACAAGGUCGAUUAAAACCAAUUGAUAUACCACAAACUCCUGAUCUAGAAUCUGAAUCACAAUGGGCACAAGGUUUAAUAUCAGCCGCAAGGUAUGUGGCUGUUGGUGCGAAUCACUUAGUUGAAUCAGCUCAAGCAUUUGUCACAAUGCACGUUAGCGGUUCUUCACAAUUAAUCGACGCAGGUGAUAUAACUUUAAAGCCAGAAAGUUUAAUAUCGGCUGCGCAAACAACCGCUGGUUAUACUGCUCAAUUGGUCAUUGCUUGUAUAGCUAAAGCUGAUCCGAAUUCACAAAGUUGUUUAGGCUUACGUAAUGCUGGUGGAUCUGUCAAACAUGCAGCCGAUCGUUUGGUACGAAUUGUGCAAAUGAUCGCAUCCAAAAGCAAACCUGCAAUAACUACAACAACAACACCAGUGAACGUAGACAAAGAACAAUCUGAGACAUCAUUAGACUAUUCAAAUGGUCGAGUUGUUUCAUCUAUGAGACAAGUAAUUGAAACUAAAUCCAGUAUUGCUGCUAAACAAAGGGAAUUGGAUAGAUUACACGCUCAACUGAAACACAUUCAUCAAGAUCAAUAUAGAUCACACGUACAGUAAAAAAACGGAGAAGAGGAAAAAAACAAUGACAUAAGAGAUAAACAACUGAUUACUGUUGUUUUGUUUUCUCCAAUGUUUGUUGUCAAUUACAAAAGUUUGUGUUUAUAUUAACUCAUCCAUCAUCUAUACAUUUUUAUAACUUUGUUGAAAAGAUUAACAGACUAUUUCCGAAAUACUAUGUCGAGUUACGCACUACUUACUUACUCACUUUACAAUGAUGCUUGAGUGUGUUUGUCUGAAAGGUGGGUGUUCUUUUAUUAACUAAAAAGACAACUUACAUUUUUCAUAUAACUUAUGUCUUAUGAUCUUUCUGUUCUGUUUUUUUUUCGAAUCUAUCCUCAAAUCUACUUGAUUCAUAUGUGUAUAUCUUUGAUAAUUAGUAGUAGUGAUUCACUUCGACUAAUUGAAUCCCUGAUAAAUUACUUUGUAUUAUGUCAGUUCGUUAGAAGAGGGAUGCUUUUGCUCACUCUUUACAGUGAACCUGUAAUCAUUUUUUUAAUUACAAAUAAUUAUGAUCGAGAUACACAUAUAUGGAUGUAUGAAAUGAUUUCAUAUAACUAGAAUGGUAAAAUACUGAAUGCCAUAUGUGCACACAAAUAAACACAUUUAAUACCUCUAUAAUUCAUUAUAGUUAUUGUUAUUUAGUAUUGUUGAUAAUUUUCCGGUUUUUACAAAUCAUAUUUUCAAAAAUACUACUAUAAACUUUCACACGAAUGUUUAAAUUACUUGAGAGUACUUGUUAUACAUCAUACAUCUAUUUAUACAACAGAUUUUUGAUUGAUUCAGUUUACAUUUUUUCCGAUAAACCUACUUAUACUGUUGUUGUGAAUAAUCAUAGUCUAUGAUUCUGCCUGCUUGUGUUUACAUGUAUGUUCAUUCUCUAGUAUUACUAUAUACCGAUUUAUUCACCGUAAAUCAGCUUCCCAUAUAUAUUUACAGAGAAUGAAAAUCCAAGUAUAUUGUACAAAUACACCUUGGUAUUAUUGUUGUUUUUUUCUAAAUUUCACACUAUCAGAUAAGAAAUGAAUUCAUGAUAAUUAACCAGUCAAUUUUAUUGGAUUGAUUCUCUCAGUAUUAACUAUUUACAAUUGAACAUAAAUAACCAAUGGAUGUAAUAAUAUUAACUAAACAUAACAAUAAUGAUGAUAAUAAUGCAUAGAAAACACAACUACAGUUAUGUUUACUAAUCCGUAAUCAUUUUAUCAUUGUUUUAUUGCCUUGACUUCCAUUUCUUUCAUCUCUUUCUUUCUCCUCCCUUUUGUUUUUACCUCACUUUUUAUACAAAUUCAUAAAAACAUUUUGUAAUAACUUCUGUGGUUUCUAAAUGGGAUUAUUUUUUUAAUUCGUUGAUAGUUCGUUGAUAUUUUUCUUCCGUCUUUCUUUCUUUUUUUUUUAAAGAAUAUGUGUUUGCAAACUUAUUAAGAAAUACAAAGUGUUGUUUUAUUUUGCAUUGAAAAUGUUUGCGCUAAUUUUUGUAAAUCGUUUGUAUCUAUUUACUGUAAGUUAUGAAUUAGUAAAAUGUAAUCAAAUCAAUCUAUACUCAAUAAUACUAGUGUUUCCUUUUUUC